Pseudozyma hubeiensis SY62 is the source of this 894-nucleotide messenger RNA. RefSeq lists its product as hypothetical. Lineage: Eukaryota; Fungi; Basidiomycota; Ustilaginomycetes; Ustilaginales; Ustilaginaceae. Bases 1 to 894 code for a protein of 297 amino acids. The record is from RefSeq and is a predicted model, not a curated record. The transcript is spliced from 2 exons.
AUGCUCGCUCCGCGUCUUGUUCUUCUCAACCUCGUUCGGCACGUCCAUCUCUGCACUUUGCGAUCGAGCAUCGUCAUGUCUUCAACCACCACCGCCUCGCCGCUCGACUUUGGUCUUGCUGGCGUGCACGUUCUCGUGUCAGGUGCUUCAGGCGGGAUCGGCUUCGAGACAGCCAAAACCUUCCUCGCAGCUGGAGCGAAAGUCACCGCCCACUACAACACCACCCCCCGCGAGCUCGCUUCCACCCCGAACCUAGUCUCGCUCCAAGCCGAUGUCACUUCCGAAUCCGACGUCGCGCGGCUCUUCACCCAAGCCGAGGCUGCCCAAGGCCUUCCCGUGCAGAUCCUCAUCGUCAACCACGGCAUCUGGCCCGUUCAACCCGUCCCGCUGGCAGAAAUGUCGCUCUCCCAAUGGCGCAACACCCACUCUGUCAACCUCGACGGUGCAUUCCUCCUCGUCCGUUCCUUCCUCUCCGCCCUCACCAACCUUCCUUCCACCACCACAGAUCCCGCUUCCAUCUGCUUCAUAGGUAGCACAGCCGGUAAAUUCGGCGAACACGAUCACGCCGAUUACGCCUCCACAAAAUCCGCCUUGAUGUACGGACUGGUUCCCACGCUCAAGAAUGAAAUCGUACGAAUCGCUCCCAAGGGAAGAGUCAACUCCGUCAACCCAGGUUGGGUUUUCACCCCUUUGGCAGAGGAAACCAUCAAGGACGACAAGGUGAGAGCAAAGGCGCUGGCUAGCACUCCGUUGCAGAAGGUAGCCAUGCCCGCAGAUGUCGCGAGACAGGUUGUGGUGCUCUCGAGUCCCACGCUGAGCGGUCAUGUUACCGGUGUAAAUUUGCAGGUGGAUGGUGGUAUGGAAGGUAGAUGUCUUUAUCCACCUCCGGCGUAG